GGGUUUUGAUAGAUGUUAAACGCGUCCGAAAGCGUGCUGCGCAUUUAGAAAGCUGCGGCGGGCGAUGCAGGAAUGAAUUGAGCAUGGUCAGUGAUUGAGGCAAGCUGAUGCCGCGUGACGUAUAGAGAAUUCCGCAAAACCUCCUCCUCCCUCUUUCCUCCUCCCUCUUGCUAUAAUUCCACCAUGUUCGGCAAUUCUGGUCGAAGAGGUGGUGGCUUCGAUGACGAAGAGAUGCACUAUCCUACCCGUCCUGUGGACAAGGAGAAGGCCGAGCAAGAACUUGUGGUGAACAUCAAGAAGGCUACCAGUCCUGAAGAGACUGCGCCCAAGCAGAAACAUGUCCGGAAAUGUAUCGUGUUUACAUGGGACUAUCACACAUCCAUCUCAUUCUGGAGUGGCCUCCGUGUCCAACCCAUCCUCGCGGAUGAAGUGCAGACCUUCAAAGCUCUCAUUACCGUGCACAAGGUUCUGCAAGGAGGACAUCCUGUCACUAUCAAGGAGGCCCACGGCCAAACUGCCUGGCUUGAAACUUGCGCACGGACGCUGGGAUCUGACGGCUCGCGAGGCUACGCUCCCUUGAUCCGAACUUAUGUGCAGUACAUUCUGGCCAAGCUCAGGUUUCAUCGUCUGCGACCGGAGUUCAACGGAUUGUUCGAGUACGAAGAGUACAUCACUCUCAAAGGAAUCGAUGAUCCCAAUGAAGGGUACGAGACGAUAUCCGACUUGAUGGGGCUUCAAGACCAGAUCGACUCGUUCCAAAAGAUGAUCUUUUCUCAUUUCAACCACUCUUCCAACAACGAAUGCCGGAUAUCUGCACUGGUGCCGCUUGUUCAAGAGAGUUGGGGUAUCUAUCGGUUCAUCACGAGUAUGAUGCGUGCAAUGAUUAGACGAACUAACGAUGCGGAUGCUCUUGAACCUCUUCGUCAGCGAUAUGUCUCUCAACAUUACAACUUGCGCAAAUUCUAUUAUGAAUGUUCAAACCUCAAAUAUCUCACUGGGUUGAUCAAUGUUCCUAAACUUGCCCAGGAACCUCCUAAUCUACUUGAUGCCGGAGAUGUGCCAGACCUUCCUCCUCGUCCAAAAACGACUACGGCACCGUCCCCGCCGCCUGCGCCAUCUCCCGAUGCGGCAACUGUCAACGAACAGGCUCGAAUGCUGAAGGAAUACGAAGACCAGCAGGCUGCGCUUGCUGCCAGCAGAGAGACAGAAGAGCGGGCUCGGCUUGAGCGCGAGGCGCAACAGGCUAGAGACUUUGAAGAGAUGCAGCGCAGACAGGCCGAAGCUCAGAGACAGGCUCAAGAACAGCUGAUGCUUCAACAGCAACAGCAAGUGUACAACGACCAAGCUGCGAUGCGCGCUGGCCAGCUCGAGCAGGAGCUACUUGCUCUGCGUGGCCAAUGGGAGCGGGACCAGAUGUUCCUGGAGCGUUAUGACCAGCGAGUGCGAGCUCUGGAACAAGAGUUGGCUGCUGUCAAUGCCAAUGUUGGCUCUCAAAUGGCUGGCAAAGACGAGCUCAUUAAGCAGCUGCAAGACCAAGUAACGCUGUGGAGGAACAAGUACGAGGCUCUUGCCAAGCUGUACAGCCAGCUCCGGACGGAGCACUUGGACAUGCUUGCCAAAUUCAAACAGUUCCAGCUGAAGGCCAACUCUGCUCAAGAAGCGGUCGACAAGAUGGAGCGAAUGGAACGCGAUUUGAAAGCGAAGAACCUGGAGCUUGCUGACAUGCUCCGAGAACGCGACCGAGCUCGAUUUGACAUGGAUCGCCAAAAGUCCAACCACAAGGACGAGAUUGAUCGGCUCAGACGGGAUCUUAGCUUUGCCAAUGAGAGGGCGGAAGAUGCCGCUCAUUCUCGGAACUCCGAGGUUUCCAGUGUUCUGAGUAAAUACAACAGACAGAUCCAGGAGCUGGAGGAUUCGCUUCGGGCCAAACAAAUUCAAAUCGAUGAUCUUCUCGCGAAGGUUAGCAGUGCCGAGAUGGAUAUGGACCGUCUGCGCGAGGAAAAGGACGAGGAAAUUCUGGUUCUUAACGCAAGCAUGGACGAUACCAUCCAACGUCUGCAAGAAUCCCAAAUGGCACUGAAGGACGUCAGCGGUGCUAACGACACGGAGAUCGACACUCUGAUUCUGGACAACCAGAAGAAGCUGAAUGAGAUCAUCGAUUCGAUCUUGAAGGCUUGCAUGCAGAAAGUGGAAGAUGCCAUCUAUGAGCUCGAGUCGCCGUCCCAGACUGGCAACGCCAACGCGACGCCUGAAUAUACACUGUCGAUGAUCGAGAAGGCGGUCAACAACGCCACGGACUUUGCCACAGUGUACCAUCUAUACCUCGGAGGAGAACAAGGUGGAGAACACGUCGAAGUAAUCAAGGCCGCAAACGAGUUUGCCCAGUCUCUGAGCGAGGUUCUCGUGAACACGAAAGGAACUACCCGCCUCGCUAGCGAUGACGACGCGGUCGACCGGAUCUUGAACGUCGCCCGGACGGCAGGAGACGUUGGCGCCCGUCUCUUCUUCAACUUGCAGUCGUUCAAGCUGGGUGGACUGCAGCAGAGCCAGAAGCGGGAAGUGGCGAUGCGCAACGGAGCCAAAGCUGCGCGUGCCAACGGCGAUAUCGGCGACAUGGUCGAACAAGAGAUGUCUAGUGCAGCUCGUGCGAUCGAGCUGGCGACUGAGCGUCUCCAAGCACUUAUGUCCAGACCUCGCGACGCUUCCCGUUUCAGUGCGGUCGACCUGCAAGUACACGAUUCGAUUUUGUCGGCUGCGAUGGCCAUCACGAGCGCUAUCGCCCGACUGAUCAAGGCUGCGACCGAGUCUCAGCAAGAGAUCGUCAAUGAGGGCCGUGGAUCUAGCUCGACGCAGCAAUUCUACAAGAGGAACAAUCGGUGGACCGAGGGUCUUCUUUCUGCGGCCAAGUCGGUUGCGUUCUCGACCAACCUGCUCAUUGAAAGUGCGGACGGCGUUCUAUCGGGGACACACUCGCUGGAGCAGCUUAUUGUGGCAUCGAACGAAGUCGCGGCUGCCACCGCGCAGCUCGUUGCGGCGUCUCGGGUCAAGGCCAACCUGAUGUCCAAGACACAGGAGCGGCUCGAGCUGGCGGCCAAGGCUGUGACCGAGGCAUGCCGAGCUCUGGUGCGUCAGGUCAAAGCUGUGUCGGCUAGACAGGCGCAGGAGGAGGACGUCGACUACAAGAACAUGGCUGUGCUGGAGUUCAAGAAACGGGAGAUGGAGCAGCAGGUCGAGAUUCUGAAGCUCGAGAAGGACCUGGGAGCUGCGCGCCACCGACUGGGCCAGAUGAGACGUGCAGGAUACCACACGGAUGAGACAGACUAA
This is a messenger RNA of Mycena citricolor, 3324 nucleotides long. The record is from the annotation of a GenBank genome assembly. Lineage: Eukaryota; Fungi; Basidiomycota; Agaricomycetes; Agaricales; Mycenaceae.